AAAUCGUGCAAAAAGGCCGCCACUAGAAAGGACAUCGAAAAGGCCGCGACCCUUCACCGGAACCGCGUCACGCUGAUCUUGCGCAAUGUCCGCAGCCUGGAGAAGGUGUGCGCUGACCUGAUCAGCGGCGCCGAGAAGCAGAAGCUGCGCGUUAAGGGCCCGGUUCGCAUGCCAACUAAGAUCCUGCGUAUUACGACCCGCCUUGCGGUGAUGGUUCCAAAAAGAUCGCUUCCAGAUCAAGGUCACCAUCGCCGACCCUUCAGUGUCUUGCGAACCUUCGUGGUGAACGGACACUAGAGCUGCGGUAUUUUUUACUACCUAAGCUCAGAGUUAUUUCAAACAAAAUUCACAGUCUUUUUAAAGACUACCUGAGUUAUUUUCCAAAACUCUAAACAGUCUUUUCAAGACUAACCCCACCUGAAAUUUUGUUGUAUUUUACAAACGAAGCCAUCUUUUUAAGAGAACUUUGCUUGCAAAAUGCGUCAAAACAAAGGUAAACGCAAAUCUUCUGAAGAUUUGGUCGUUACGUCGGUGAAGCGUUUGAACGCUAAACCAGCUAACGGAAACAGAAAAAGAAAACAGCCUCAUCCGAGGUCUGAUUCUUGUUGUAUUUGAACCACUCUAU
Culex pipiens pallens (northern house mosquito) is the source of this 625-nucleotide messenger RNA. RefSeq names its product 40S ribosomal protein S20-like. Lineage: Eukaryota; Metazoa; Arthropoda; Insecta; Diptera; Culicidae. The record is from RefSeq and is a predicted model, not a curated record. Gene Ontology annotation, biological process: translation. Gene Ontology annotation, molecular function: structural constituent of ribosome. The transcript has a single exon. The annotation marks the transcript as partial. Gene Ontology annotation, cellular component: cytosolic small ribosomal subunit; ribosome.